Ceratina calcarata is the source of this 1535-nucleotide messenger RNA. It is a transcript of the gene EndoB, whose product is annotated as SH3 domain containing GRB2 like, endophilin-B. Gene Ontology annotation, biological process: membrane organization. The transcript has 9 exons. Gene Ontology annotation, cellular component: membrane; cytoplasm. Lineage: Eukaryota; Metazoa; Arthropoda; Insecta; Hymenoptera; Apidae. Gene Ontology annotation, molecular function: protein binding. The record is from RefSeq and is a predicted model, not a curated record. Bases 92 to 1141 code for a protein of 349 amino acids.
ACACUUGGAGUUAGUGAUCGAUAGAAAAUAAAGAGUAUACCUAGGAAAGGGGGUGAUUCUUCAAGAUUCGCGUUGAAACAGAAGUGUAAAAAUGGAUAUCAAUGUUAAGAAAUUUGUGAAAGAUGCUGGUGCUGUGUUCAGUAGAGUCGUACAGUUGACAGAGGAAACAUUGGGAACAUCAGAAAAAACUGAAUUGGAUGCUCAUUUAGAGCAUCUUGCAGACAGGGCAAAUGCGACUAAAACAUGGACUGAAAAGAUUCUCAGGAAUAUGGAAGCAGUACUUACUCCUAAUCCAGGAAACAGAGUUGAAGAUUAUUUUUAUGAGAAGAUCGAUAAAAAGAGGCCUAGCAGAUUGACUAAUUUAGAAUACAUGGGAAUGGACAUGAUAGAAGCUGGAAAUAAUUUUGGUCCAGGAGUGGCUUAUGGCAGUGCAUUGAACAAGGUUGGUCAAUGCCAACAGAAGUUGGGGCAGAUUGAAAGGAAUUUCAUUAAAGAUGCAGCGAUCUGUUACAUACAACCGUUGAGGAAAUUUUUGGAAGGUGAAAUGAAAACUGUCACGAAAGAGAUGGCAAUAUUGGAAAAUAAGAGAUUGGACUUGGACUCGUGCAAGAACAAAGUGAGGAAAGCGAGAAGUAUGUUGGGGCAGCAGAGUGAGUCUGGAGUAUCACCUGAAGUGUUACUCGAUCAGGCAGAGAGGGAGUUGAGAAUAGCACAAUCGGAGUUCGAUCGCCAAGCGGAGAUCGUGAAAUUACUACUAGAAGGAGUUCAAAGUUCUCAUGCUGGACACUUGCGGUGCCUGCACGAAUUCGUCGAAGCACAGGCUCGUUAUUACGCUCAGUGUCAUGCGACGAUGCAGGACUUGCAACGUGAACUUGCUGGCUUAUCUGGGGGUCCUUAUCACCCGACAACCGCACCAACAUCCAACGUAACAGACGGCGAUGAACAACUAGCAAGGGUAUUAUGCGAUUUUACUGCGAGUAAUUCCGAGGAAUUGAGCGUCGUGAAAGAUGAGGUAAUCAACGUAAUUGAGAUACCGGGUGAUGACGACUACGUAACAGGCAUAAGUGGAACAAGACGCGGAAAAGUGCCGGCAGUGUAUUUAGAGCUAAUUGAUUCUACACCACGAAAGUUCAAUUAUUAAUUACCCUCAAUGCACGUUCCGUUGUAUUUGAAUAUUCUAUUCUCUACUCGAUUUCAAUUAAGAUUCUCAUGCACUGCGAAAACAUUUCUUCUACUUUGUGCAACGAGUUUAAAAGAUAUACUUCUAUCCCGAAAAGUACGAUUACUCACAGAAUUACUAUUUUUCUGUGGAAUCUAUAUAAGUGAUAUUGUAUAUAAUAAAAAUGUAAACCCGUAAUAUAUGCAUAUCAAGUACCAAAUAGUCAAUACUCAAAAUGCAAGCUCGAAAUUAUAAAAAUGAACUACCUGUAUAUAUGAAUGAAUUAUUGUUGAAAGAAGCGUUGUAUUCUCGAAAUGUGAACUCUACGUUAUAUGCUGAUAUUGUCUGUUAUGAAUAAAGCAGAUAUACCGAUUAA